GGAGCAGGAAGAGGGGAAGACUCCCGCGACAACUGCGCUUUCCGGAUGUCAAUGUGUCCUUUGGUCUCUACCGGUAUGCAACCGUAGGUGACUUUUAUCUACUUUACUGCAACACUAUGGUUUCGAUAGUUUCGUCGCUGGAUGUGGGGUUUUUUCAGACUCUCGAAUCAGUGUCUGAAAGUACCGUUCUCAUUCGAGACGAGCUGUACGGCGACCAUACAAUUUCAGAGCCCGUAUUGGUGGAGCUACUUCGUUCCCCUACGCUUCUCCGAUUGACAGGUGUCUAUCAAUACGGUGUGACAGGUUUGUUAGGCUUGGCUCCCAAAGUGACCCGGUUCGAGCACUCCGUGGGCACAUUCCUGCUGGUACGCAAAGUUCGUGCCAGCGUCGAGGAGCAGGUUGCUGCUCUUCUUCACGACGUCAGUCAUACCGCACUCAGCCAUGUAGCUGACUGGGCACUUUCGAAACCCGGUGAGGGAAGUUUUCACGAAGUUCACAAAGCACGAUAUAUCAGGACGACUCCACUGCCACAAAUUCUCACCAAGCAUGGAUUUGGAGAUUUGAAAGCGCUCAACGAGGAACUUUAUCCCCUAGUGGAGAUGCCCUCGCCUCACCUCUGUGCUGAUCGGCUUGACUACUCGCUGCGAGACGCAGUAGGUUUUGAAAAACUUGCGCUAAAAGAUGCCCAACGGGUUUUUGCCUCUUUGAAAGCAUUUCCAGAUGCAUCAUCUCCACGUAGACUGCUCGUGCUGGAGGAGGAACAGCUAGCUUUGACGCUAGCACGGGCAUACUUGGCAACCGACAGGGAUGUUUGGUCAAACAAAGCUCACAUCGAUUUGUACCGGAGGACUGGCCAGUUGAUUGGAGAGAUAAUUAGACGCGGAGGUGUGAAGGAGGACGCUCUAUGGAGUUUGUCCGACCAGGAUUUUUGGGAGUUGUUGCGUAGUGCGGCUGAUCCUAACGGCUUGGAGACAAUGAAGCGUUUGGAGUCCGAAGGUCUUCCCAAGGAAGAUGGCCUGCGUCUUCCACAGGGCGCAAAAGUUCGCACACUGGACCCGGAUGUCUGGCUUCGAACUACGGAAGAGCCAUUGCCUUUGUCCACCGUGCGCCCUGAGUGGGGUCUUGAGCGGCAAGACUACAUUUUGAGUCGUGAAGCCACGCGGGUUUGAAUGCUCAAAAUUGUAGUUCUCUGAUACUGAUCUUCAACUGACAAAAUACAUAUCCCAUAUUAGAAAAAGUCUAUGUUCACCUUAACCUAAUAUCUGGGUUUUUCACAAUAAUGUAUUAUUCAAUAAUAAAC
Molecule: messenger RNA, 1300 nt
Organism: Talaromyces proteolyticus
Lineage: Eukaryota; Fungi; Ascomycota; Eurotiomycetes; Eurotiales; Trichocomaceae
Exons: 1
Coding region: 117-1169 (350 amino acids)
Biological process (GO): dGTP catabolic process
Cellular component (GO): nucleus
Molecular function (GO): dGTPase activity
Source: RefSeq, a predicted model, not a curated record